Aspergillus versicolor CBS 583.65 is the source of this 1944-nucleotide messenger RNA. Its product is annotated as MFS transporter. Bases 236 to 1819 code for a protein of 527 amino acids. NCBI's taxonomy places the organism in Eukaryota, Fungi, Ascomycota, Eurotiomycetes, Eurotiales, Aspergillaceae. The record is from RefSeq and is a predicted model, not a curated record. Gene Ontology annotation, molecular function: transmembrane transporter activity. Gene Ontology annotation, biological process: transmembrane transport. The transcript is spliced from 5 exons.
GGGCCGGUGUCGGGCCCGGUCUUAGUGCGAAGAAUGUUUCAAUAUACGAGCAUUCUCAUUGGGAGAUCUGCCCAUUCCGGAAACAAACUCAACUGUGCGCAUGCGUCUGGACAGGUCGAGUCCGUUUCUAUGAGUCAAGCCGGAUCCUCGCUGCCGAAAGUGAGGGGGUCGAUACUUAUACUUAAGUCGGCCAUUGUGCGCCAGGAAUUCUCCGACUGUGUAACCAACCAGCACAAUGGAGGACGAAAAGGAAGGUCAAGUAAUUUCCGGGUUGGAGAAGGCUCAGACUCCAGGAAGCGGUGCUGUCGCUGCCACGAGCUAUCCUACGCCUACACCACCGCCAACGCCUAUUCCCCCCACUGUGAUAACAUUCAAAGACUGCCCGAAGCUAAGCCCGUACAAUUGGCCGCUCCUGAAGAAGCUCUAUGUCGUCUGCUUCACGCUACUGUCGGUGAUGAAUAGCGGCAUCUCCUCGUCGCUCCCAAGCAAUGCCGUUCCCUACAUCAUGGACAACUUCAACAUGACGGACAACGGACAAGGCAGUCUACCCACUGGAAUUUUCUUAGUAGGAUAUGUGGUCGGCCCUUUAAUAUGGAGUCCGUUGAGUGAAACUAUUGGACGACGUCCGGUAUUACUCUACACCUUUGUCGGGUUUUUCGUCUUUACUCUCGCGUGUGCCCUUGCGCCUGGCUGGUCGAGCCUGAUCUUCUUUCGCUUUGUCUGUGGCUGCAUGGGUGCCUCUCCGCAGACUGUCAUUGGGGGUGCGUACGCGGAUAUCUUCGAGACUCGGCCCAGGGGGAGAGCAAUGACUUUUUAUAUGGGCGUUGCGAGCUUCGGGCCUAUUCUGGGCCCUAUCAUCUCCGGAUUCGCGUCGGAGCAUGGCUGGAGGUGGACGUUUUGGGCUGAUCUGAUUCUCGCCGGUGUCACGCUGGCUGGGCUGAUUUUCCUACCUGAGUCAUUCGGCCCGGUGAUACUCAAGCGGCACGCCGCCGAGCUGAGCAAGAUGUCUGGCACUGAGAUAAGGGCCCCGGUGUCGAAAAUUGAUACAAACCUGGCAACGAUAUUUCUACGACCGCUGUACAUGCUCAUCUUUGAACCGAUUAUCCUCUUCACCUCGAUCUACGUCGGGAUCGUCUACGCCCUGGUCUUCUUCUUCUUCCAGGCCUACCCCAUCAUCUUCCCAGAGGUAUACGGCUUCAGCAUCAAACUGACCUCGCUCGCCUUUCUUCCACUCGGAAUCGGCGCCGCAUCCACCGCGCUGGCUGUCAUAUCCUGGGAUCUAAAAUACGAACGCGCCAAAUCACGCAGCAAAACCUGGUUCGGCCUCCCCUUCAGCCCCGAACUACACCGUCUCCCCGUCUCCUGCAUCGGCGGACUCGCAAUCGUCAUCUCCCUCUUCUGGCUCGCCUGGACCGCCACACCAAACAUCCACUGGAUGGCACCCGUCAUGGCCGGGCUGGUCUUCGGCUUCGGAUACCAAUCCAUCUUCACCUCGCUUCUGAUAUAUGUCACGGAUGCGUAUAACAUCUACAGCGCGAGUGCGCUUGCCAGCUCGGUUAUCCUGCGGAGCAUUCUUGGUGCGGCGCUUCCUGUGGCUGCGAAGCCGAUGUAUAGGGAUUUGGGGGUGGGUUGGGCGACGUCGCUUGUCGGGUUUGUGAGUUUGGCCUGUGUGCCGAUUCCGUAUGUGUUGCUUUGGAAGGGGAGGUGGGUUCGUGAGAGGAGUCGGUUUUGUCAGAUGUUGGUUAAGGAGGGGCCUGCUGCUGUUGGAAAUGGGGUUGUGGGUGAGAGGUCUGUUCAGGAUAGGGCUGGGGAGUGUUGAAUUAAUUCCUGACUGGGUUCAAUGGAGGAUAGGAGGGUGAUGAGUGACGACAAAAACAUAAUAUUAAUUUUAAUUACUCUUUAAUUCGCGAAUAGAUAGCACUGACAAGAAUUUCAGGUUUUCCA